AUGGCUGAUGCCACCAUCGCAUCCGUGGUCGGCCGGGAAGCCCUGGACUCCCGGGGUAACCCGACGGUCGAAGCGGAAGUAACCCUGUCGGACGGCAGUGUCGGCUUGGCGCUGGUUCCCUCGGGCGCCAGCACCGGCAGCUACGAAGCCCUGGAACUCCGUGACGGUGACCGCUCCCGAUUCGGCGGCAGCGGUACAUUGACCGCCGUUGCCAACGUGAACGACCGUAUCGGUCCUGCGCUGAUGGGAGCGUCUCCAUUCGACCAGCCUGGCGUGGACCGCCUCUUGAACGAGCUGGACGGGACCGAUGACAAGAGCGGCCUGGGGGCCAACGCGGUGCUGGCCGUUUCCAUGGCCACCGCCCGGGCCGCCGCGGUUUCCGCAGCGGGAGGCUCGCUAUGGCGGCAUCUGGCGGGUGACGGCCAGGUGAGCCUGCCGGUGCCUCUGCUGAACAUCCUCAAUGGGGGCCGGCACGCGUCCAAUUCCGCCGACGUACAGGAGUUCAUGGUCGCUCCCGUUGGGUUCGACCGGUUUUCCGACGCGCUGCGCGCCGGCGUGGAGAUCUACCAGGCGUUGAAGUCCAUCCUGAGGAGCGGCGGGCACAACCUGAACGUCGGCGACGAAGGCGGUUUCGCCCCUACCCUGCCGUCCAACCGUGACGCUAUCGAAGUGGUGUUGCAGGCCAUCGAGGCCGCCGGAUACCGACCGGGCGAGCAGGUCCACAUCGCCCUGGACGUCGCGGCGUCCGAACUGUGGGAUGCGGACGCCUCGAAUUACCAUCUGGAACGGGAAGGAUUGUCGCUCGACGCCGGCGAACUGGUGGAUUUGUACGCGCGGUGGUGCGACGAGUACCCCAUCAUCAGUAUUGAAGACGGCCUGUUCGAGGACGAUUGGGCUGGGUGGUCCACCAUGACCCAACGCUUGGGCGACUCCGUCCAAUUGGUGGGAGACGACCUGCUCGUCACCAACAUCGGUCGGCUCCAACGCGGUAUCGAUGACAGGGCCGGCAACGCCAUCCUGCUCAAGCCCAACCAAAUAGGCACGCUGUCCGAGACCGCUGCGGCAUUGGACAUGGCGCGCGACGCCGGCUGGACGGCGGUGAUGAGCCACCGCUCGGGGGAAACGGAGGACACGACCAUCGCCGAUCUGGCCGUCGCGUGGAACGUGGGUCAGAUCAAAACCGGCGCUCCGGCACGCUCCGAGCGAGUUGCCAAAUACAACCGGCUCUUGCGGAUCGAGGCGGAGUUGGGCAAUGCAGCCCGGUACUCCGGAAAAGAGGUUUACGGGAGACUCGGUUCUCGGUAG
Molecule: messenger RNA, 1305 nt
Organism: Geodia barretti
Lineage: Eukaryota; Metazoa; Porifera; Demospongiae; Tetractinellida; Geodiidae
Source: the annotation of a GenBank genome assembly